AUGCGACUAUUAAUUUAAAAAUAAUAAUAGAUUCUUAAGUAGAAUCUAUCCAAAUUUGAAAAUAGAGCUGCACAAAUAACAUAUUCUCUAAAUAAAAUUUAAUAUUUGUUAAUAUACAAUUAAGAAAACGAAUAAAACAAAGAAUUCAUUAAGAAUGAGUACAAGUUUCUCUAGUCUCUGGUAGCUCAAGUUGGUGAUGAUUUGAAUGCGUUUUAGGAUAGUGCUGCCGUGCUUCGCUAAAUCAGUAAUAAUAAUGCUUAGCUUCCUAAUUCUUAAAAUACAACAAAUAACAUCUUUGGGGAUGAAAUCAAGAUAGAGGAGGAAGGAGAAAAAGAAAAGGAUUAAAAUAGCGAAUCAAACUAUGAUGAUAUAGAGGACGAUGAUGAAGAUGAUGAAUACGAAGAUUAGCAAUCUUAGUAGAAAUCAAACUUGCACCAAGGAGUGAUCACUCGUAAGAAAAACAUAGAAAAAGAUAAAAUUUAUUCUGCAUACUCUAGAAAUAGAAACGGGAUGCAUGGAUCAAAUAACUAUUCAAGUUCUGUUUCUGAAAGUUAGAAUUAUAAUGGAAGUAGUGGAGGAAAUAAAGAUUAUAACUCUAACAGUAAGCAAGUUAGAAAGAAAAAAUAUUCUGAAGAACUUCGUAAAAAGCUUAUAGAGGAAUUAAGCAAGAAGAAGUUUAGUUAUCGCAAGAUUUGUAAAAAGUAUAACAUAAACUAUGGCACAGCCUAUUAUCUGAUAAACUCAAUCUAAAAGGAUUAGGCAGAUCAAAAUUAAUAGAGCAAUUCAGUUAAUGUUGAGCCUGAUAAUAAUUAACCAUAAAAAAUAAUUUAAACAGGAAAUAAUAAUGAAGCAACAAGCAAUACUAACAACAACAGCAGUAAUAAUAAUACCAGCAAUAGCAAUAAUAACAAUAGCAAUGUUAAUAGCAUUAAUAAUGGUAACAAUAGUGAAAAUAAUAGUAGCAACAACAAUAAUAAUGGUAAAGUUACAGGAGGUACAACUUCUGUGGAAAAAUAAAAUCUACCCAAUCAAGAAUCUGGAAGAGCUAAAUAUACUGAAGCAUUUAAGUAGAAGCUAUAUAUUGAAUAAAUGAGUGGUCUUACUUACAAGGACAUUUCUGAUAAAAAUAAUUUAUCUUAUGAAACAUGUUAUUAUUUAAUCAGCACAAUAAAAACCUAAGUAUCUAAAGACUAGCAAUUAAAUAGAUAGUUGAAAGCCUAGAUUGCUUAAUUUAAAGAGUAGCUCAUGUAAAAUAAAGCAAAUGAAGUAUCUUCAAAAGCAACAAGCAAUAAAUAAAAUGCCAUACCCACAACCACUACUCUAACAAGAGCACAAUAGGCUAUACUUAAUGGAACAUCUAAUCCAAAUGAAAAAAAAAGUGAUAUCAACCCGAUUUCCAUAGACGAUGAUGAUGAUGAAGAAGAAGAAAAUUAAAGAAUUAAUGAUGAAAAAAAGAUAAUAGGUCAAGAACUAAAUAAUAAUUAAAAUUAAAAAUUAAAAAUAGAAGCCAAUUAAAAUUUAAGAUCUCCUAAUGUACUACAAGAAGAAGAUAGUGCCAAUGAUAGCGAUCAUUAAAUUGAAAUAUAAUAAUAAGAAGAAUAGGGUAGCAACGUAAAAUAAGAACAUAAGUUAGAAUAGGAAUUUAAUCAUUUGAACGACUAAAGUAGUGAGUAAUUAAAAAAGCAAAUAAAAAAAAAUGAGUAAGAGCAAUCAUAAAACGGGCAAAACAAAGACUCUUAGUCAUCUACUAAAGGAGGAUUAUCUAGCGAUAAUGAGUGA
Tetrahymena thermophila SB210 is the source of this 1779-nucleotide messenger RNA. RefSeq names its product cation channel family protein. The transcript has a single exon. Lineage: Eukaryota; Ciliophora; Oligohymenophorea; Hymenostomatida; Tetrahymenidae. The record is from RefSeq and is a predicted model, not a curated record.